This is a messenger RNA of Volvox carteri f. nagariensis, 1178 nucleotides long. RefSeq lists its product as uncharacterized. Lineage: Eukaryota; Viridiplantae; Chlorophyta; Chlorophyceae; Chlamydomonadales; Volvocaceae. The transcript has 5 exons. The record is from RefSeq and is a predicted model, not a curated record. The coding region runs from base 1 to 576 and encodes 191 amino acids.
AUGGGCAAGCUUGAUCCUUCCCAGCAGGACAGGUGGUGGAAAUCACGGAUUGAGAAGGAGGAGCUUCAAUAUGGUGUGAAACAACAAGAUGAACCGGAAACUGCCAAGCCGCCCACGAAGGAGGUGACCUUCCUGAACACCCUGGGGCAAGCCCAGAUCCGCAGGGCACCAUCCGACCACCCCCAUCUGACAGGUGCCGGCGUAAUCGUCACGUGUGGCCGUCCUCAGGACCCCCAACGGCCCCUAACGGCAGCCUCAGGAGCACCAUCAGCAGCAGCAGCAGGAGCACCAUCACCACCAUCAGCGGCAGGAAGGGGUCCACAGGACGACGAAGCGCGAAGCAUGGCGUCAGUGGCCAAAUCGGCGGCCGGCAAGGCGGGCUCCGUUGCCUCUCAGCCACGCACCACCAAGGGCAGCCAGGCCGGGACGGAGUCGCAAUCGGCGCUGGCCAAGCGGAUGGACCUCCUGGAGGAGGCUCUGGCUGCGGAACGAGUCAAGAGGCUCCAAGCUGAGGAGGAGAUGAGGCAGCUCAUGGCCCUGCAGCAGCAGCACCGCAAGGGCAUGAAGCCGAUUUAGGAGAGGCGGACACCAGCACGGUCUCCUUUUUCCAACUACCGUAACAUCCCGCAGUGUUGUUUUUAUGUAUGCUUGCUUACUUGCUUCCAUCGCGUCCUGUGCAGGUGUACGUGCAAGCAAAAGCAGUGAUGGUGGUGUUAAGCUCUCUGUGUUUGGAGGCGUGCCAAUAGGGCCGGUCGGAGUUUUGUUCUGUACAAGGCAGGAAGGGUCACCCGGGAUGUAGAUGUAGGGCCAGCUGAACCACGCCUGUUUGCGUGCAUAUAUGUGUCUGUUUGGGUUUCUGUUCGCGAAAAGAGGCUGGGCGUGGUAAGCAGCGAGGUGGAUGGCAAGCAGCGGACAACAGGAACUUGAUGGCGGUGAGGGAGCAAGCGCAUGUUGUGGCAUGUGGGGUUCUCGCCAUGCUGCAUGGGAGUUUGGCAUGGGAGUGCGAGUCUCCUGAUAGUAUGCGGCACCUGGGCUCGCCGCUGGGAGAAGGACAAGUGAUAGGGUCGCUUUUCCCCAAGGCUUGCCCUGUUGUUAGGACGGCCACCGCGGUCCAUACACAGCGACCCUGUCAGGGCGCGAUGAGACAGCCAUGUGACAACCGCCAAAAGUGCCCACUG